Molecule: messenger RNA, 4871 nt
Organism: Nothobranchius furzeri (turquoise killifish)
Lineage: Eukaryota; Metazoa; Chordata; Actinopteri; Cyprinodontiformes; Nothobranchiidae
Product: glutamate receptor ionotropic, kainate 2
Biological process (GO): synaptic transmission, glutamatergic; monoatomic ion transport; modulation of chemical synaptic transmission
Cellular component (GO): plasma membrane; postsynaptic density membrane; kainate selective glutamate receptor complex
Molecular function (GO): kainate selective glutamate receptor activity; transmitter-gated monoatomic ion channel activity involved in regulation of postsynaptic membrane potential
Source: RefSeq, a predicted model, not a curated record
UUUUCCUCUCCGUUGUGCGCGUUCACAACAUCAGCCUUGGCUCGACGUCAGAGUCUGUGCAGCAGUGCAGUAUAAUGGGAGCGCAGGCAACACGGAGAGCCUCAUAGGAGGCUGCAUAUCGCUGCUGUAUCCUCUGCUUGGCGCUCUCCUGCCCCUCUCCAGUAGCUCACCGGUAGCCCAUGCUCCGGCUCCCCCCGUCUCCACCGGAUCCGUACCUUCUGACAUGGAUGUCCCAUCGCUCAUCAAGCCCGAGGAUUGCCGUUUGUUGGCGCAGUGAAGACGGAGAAGGGGAAAGCCAUGCCGGGAUCGCGAAUGGAUUUAAGGAAAGCGCAAGUGACCAUGCCGUGAUCUUGCGCAUCCAGGGCCGCCGUUUCCCUGCCUUGCCCAACAGCCGUAGAAGCAUUACGAGGGAUUCAAACCCGCGCACCGGGGGGAUUAACCACUGUGCUUUAUUUUUUCAAAACAACAUGAAGAUUACCUCCCAUCAUCUGAUGAUAACCAGUCUCAUUUUCAGGUCCAACCUCAGGCUGAUCCCGCUUCUGCUGCUGCUCUUUCUUGGUUACACUCGCGGGAUGCCACACGUUUUAAGAUUUGGGGGAAUAUUUGAAUCCAUCGAGAGCGGGCCCUCCGGAGCAGAGGAACUAGCCUUUAAAUUUGCCUUGAACACAAUCAACAGGAACCGCACAUUGCUCCCGAACACCACACUGACAUAUGACAUCCAGAGAAUAAACAUCUUUGACAGCUUCGAGGCUUCCCGGAAAGCAUGUGACCAGCUUUCUCUCGGCGUGGCAGCCAUCUUUGGCCCGUCGCACAGCUCCUCUGCGAAUGCAGUCCAGUCCAUCUGCAACGCUCUGGGAGUGCCCCACAUCCAGACCAAAUGGAAGCAUCAAGUGUCCGACAACAAGGACUCAUACUACGUCAGCCUGUACCCCGACUUCUCCUCCCUCAGCAGAGCCAUCCUGGACCUGGUGCACUUCUUCAAAUGGAAAACAGUCACUGUGGUCUAUGACGACAGCACAGGUCUCAUUCGACUGCAGGAGCUGAUCAAGGCGCCGUCGCGAUACAACAUCCGUUUGAAGAUUCGACAGCUGCCCACAGAGACCAAGGACGCCAAGCCACUUUUGAAGGAGAUGAAGAAGGCAAAGGAGUUUCACGUCAUCUUUGAUUGUGGACACGAGAUGGCUGCCUGGAUCCUGAAGCAGGCCUUGGCCAUGGGUAUGAUGACUGAGUACUAUCAUUAUAUUUUUACAACCCUGGACCUUUUUGCCCUCGACAUGGAACCGUAUCGCUUCAGUGGCGUCAACAUGACUGGGUUCCGCAUACUCAACACAGAAAACUCUCAGGUGUCAUCGAUCAUCGAGAAGUGGUCAAUGGAGCGACUGCAGGCUCCCCCCAAACCGGAUUCGGGCUUACUGGAUGGAUUCAUGACAACGGAUGCGGCGCUGAUGUACGAUGCUGUGCACGUGGUAGCGGUGGCCGUGCAGCAGUCACAGCAGAUCACCGUCAGCUCGCUGCAGUGUAACCGCCACAAGCCAUGGCGCUUUGGAAGCCGCUUCAUAAACCUUAUCAAAGAGGCUCAUUGGGACGGUUUGACAGGGCGAGUUCUCUUCAAUAAAACCAACGGGCUGAGGACGGAUUUCGAUCUGGAUGUCAUCAGUUUGAAGGAAGAUGGUCUGGAAAAGAUUGGAACAUGGGAUCCUCCCAGCGGUCUGAAUAUGACAGAGACUCACAAAAGCAAGACAUCCAACAUCACUGACUCUCUGGCUAACAAAUCCCUGCGUGUAUCCACCAUACUGGAGGAGCCAUAUGUGAUGUUCAAGAAGUCUGACAAGCCUUUGUACGGGAACGAUCGCUUCGAGGGCUACUGCAUCGACCUUCUGAGGGAACUUUCUGCCAUCCUGGGCUUCCGAUAUGAGGUACGAUUGGUGGAAGAUGGGAAAUACGGAGUGCUGGAUGAGGGCACGGGGCAAUGGAACGGCAUGGUGCGAGAGCUCAUGGACCAUAAAGCAGACCUUGCUGUUGCUCCUUUGGCCAUCACUUACGUCAGGGAGAAGGUCAUCGACUUCUCAAAGCCCUUCAUGACUCUGGGGAUAAGUAUCCUGUACCGCAAGCCCAACGGCACCAACCCAGGAGUUUUCUCCUUCCUCAACCCCCUCUCACCUGAUAUCUGGAUGUAUAUUCUGCUGGCUUGCUUGGGUGUCAGUUGUGUGCUGUUUGUCAUAGCCAGGUUUAGUCCUUAUGAGUGGUACAAUCCACAUCCCUGCAACCCAGACUCGGAUGUAGUGGAAAACAAUUUCACGCUGCUCAAUAGUUUCUGGUUUGGAGUUGGGGCUCUCAUGCAGCAAGGCUCAGAGCUCAUGCCCAAGGCCCUGUCGACUCGAAUAGUUGGAGGGAUCUGGUGGUUCUUCACUCUCAUCAUCAUUUCCUCAUACACAGCCAACUUGGCUGCCUUCCUCACUGUGGAGAGGAUGGAGUCUCCGAUAGACUCCGCUGAUGACCUGGCCAAACAAACUAAGAUCUUGUAUGGGGUGGUGGAGGAUGGUGCCACCAUGACGUUCUUCAAGAAGACAAAGAUCUCCACCUAUGAUAAGAUGUGGGAGUUCAUGAACAGCAGGAGGCAGUCGGUGAUGGUGAAGAGUGUGGAGGAGGGCAUCGAGCGCGUUUUGACCUCUGACUAUGCCUUCCUAAUGGAGUCCACCACCAUCGAGUUUGUCACCCAGCGAAACUGCAACCUCACACAGAUUGGAGGCCUCAUAGACUCCAAAGCUUAUGGAGUGGGAACACCUAUGGGGUCUCCGUACAGAGACAAGAUCACAAUAGCCAUCCUGCAGCUGCAAGAGGAAGGGAAACUGCACAUGAUGAAAGAGAAGUGGUGGCGAGGCAACGGCUGUCCCGAGGAGGAGAGCAAAGAGGCCAGUGCUCUGGGAGUCCAGAACAUCGGCGGGAUCUUCAUCGUGCUGGCUGCUGGCCUGGUGCUGUCCGUGUUUGUGGCCGUGGGGGAGGUCCUGUACAAGUCAAAACAGAACGCUGAACUGGAAAAGCGAUCGUUCUGCAGCGCCAUGAUGGAUGAGCUGCGCGUGUCUCUAAAGUGCCAACGCCGUCUCAAACAAAAGCCUCAGCCGCCCGCCAUUGUCAAGACAGAAGAGGUCAUUAACAUGCACACGUUCAAUGACAGGAGACUCCCAGGAAAGGAAACCAUGGCAUGAACGCUGACAACACCCCGAGCGGACCCCCUCAAUAAAAACUACGGAGGGGGAAGACAGGGGUCACAUUAGUGCUGACUUGACUACAGACUGAGGUUAGCAGACACAACAGGACUCCUUUUGAACCCACUUGCUUAUGUAGACAGAUGUUUCCUGUGGAAAUGCAGAUACCUGAGCAGUGUCACCUCACUGUGACAUUUACUUUUGAGGGAGCUGGAAGCUGCGGACUCGCCGCGGUCGGGUCGGAAAAAUGACGGAAGCAGAUCCAAGCAGGUUUGCAGCUAAAAAGAAUAAAGUGAAAAUAAAUAAAUAAAAACAUUUAUCUGGUCCACACCAGAAGUGGAUUUAAACACACGUAAACGCACACACACACACACACACACACACACACACACACCCUAUUUUACACGCUUAACUCUUGUGAUUAAGGGGAAAAUCUGUUUGGGCCGUAAAACCAGUUGUAGUUUUUCUGUUGAUGUCGACGCCCCGCCCCCCUCGUCUUACCUCCAUGUGUGUGACCCUGACCCCACCAGCCCCUCCCUUCAGUGACUUGAGUUUAUCGCCAAUAAUUUAUACAAACACUAAUCUCACGCACACAUGAAACAGUAGUCAGUGCCAUAUGGUUUAUUAUAAGCUGAUGUAGAAAAGUGAUAUUUAGUUUGCAAUCAUCUACGCUGACCUUGUCAAAUACGUAUCAUUUUCUUCUGUAAUGCCUCUCUUGUGCCAAAGUUCUGCCAUUUGUAAAGAACUUUCUACAUGCCGAUUAUGUUCAACGCCUCUGCAAGAAAUGUAAACUACCAGAGUUCUGAGUCCCGCCCAUCUCCACUCAAAGUCUACAGUUUUCAGUCUGUAUGAGUUGUUUAAAAGGCCAGAUUUCUACAAAUGUGUUUUUUUGUACAAGAACAAGAGGUUUUGUAGUACUUUGUAUCAUGGUAGCCCCUCCUGUGGACAGAACAUGUAGCAGAUACUAACUCAGCCCUCGAAUUCUGUCAACAAGCUUCAGGCUCUGCUGUGUAGAGUUCAUCUCUUUCAUCAAUCAAAGAUUGAUUAUUGUCUGCCUGUCUCCAGGGACCAGCGGUACACACUGUUUGGGGACAAUGUAGUGGAUUUUGGUGGGUGAGCGCAAUAGAAUUGUAAAUGAAGCGAUGCUCAAAGGAAGCAAGGCGGUGACUCAAUCUGGAGAGCUGUUGUCCUGUCAGCAGAGUCUUGCAGAAUGCGAGCGCGGGUAACUAACAGUAGCUUUGAUGAAUCACCAUCAAAGAAAUGGUAAAUCAUGCAAAUGUUGCUUGUGUGGAAUAUAAACAUAACUGUAGUUUUGUAGCCGUGUUGUACUACAAUGAGAUUCCUUUUUUUUUUUACCUUGAAAAGUCCUAAAAGUCUUAUUUUCUAAACUUGGGGAAAUAAUUGCAGUGCAGACCAACACACAGGCAGAUUUCAGAGUUUAAAUGUUAAAAAGAAAUAUUGAAAUUAAUGUUAUUUAUGUAAUUCUAACAAAUAACAAACUGACAAAGUGGACAGUUGCAUCUGAAAAAUGUCUUUCAUUGUUUCUUUUAAAGGGACCAUAUCAUGGAAAAUCCACUUUUGGGAAUUUUUACCAUGUGAUACUGUUAUUUCGUCAUGAAAAAAAAAGAAUAAAAUUUGGCUGCAUUCUUGCAUUUUCCUGUUUCA